This is a messenger RNA of Aspergillus steynii IBT 23096, 315 nucleotides long. RefSeq lists its product as uncharacterized. The transcript has a single exon. The coding region runs from base 1 to 315 and encodes 104 amino acids. Lineage: Eukaryota; Fungi; Ascomycota; Eurotiomycetes; Eurotiales; Aspergillaceae. The record is from RefSeq and is a predicted model, not a curated record.
AUGGCCCCCAAAACCAUUCAGCAUAUCUCUUUGCCCGAAGCUCGGGGCCUCAAAUACGAUGAAUCCGACAUGGCUCUGUUCCAUGCCAAACUCUCCUAUCACUCCACGAUCGAAGCCCGGAAGGCCUCCGCAGACAACAACCUCCGCUCCAUAUCCGAUCACCAAGCGCGUAUCAUCAAACGCUGGGAGAUGCUCAAGCAGGUGGAGAAGGAGAUGACGGAAAAAGGCAAGAGCCUGUCGCCGGCCGAGAGGAGCCAGCUGGCGCAAUACGAAUGGCGAUUCAAAACCCUGGAGGAGCUAGCGAAAAACUCAUGA